Danaus plexippus (monarch butterfly) is the source of this 6242-nucleotide messenger RNA. Its product is annotated as AT-rich interactive domain-containing protein 4B-like. The record is from RefSeq and is a predicted model, not a curated record. Gene Ontology annotation, biological process: regulation of transcription by RNA polymerase II. The transcript is spliced from 25 exons. Gene Ontology annotation, cellular component: nucleus. Lineage: Eukaryota; Metazoa; Arthropoda; Insecta; Lepidoptera; Nymphalidae. Gene Ontology annotation, molecular function: transcription cis-regulatory region binding. Bases 458 to 5536 code for a protein of 1692 amino acids.
GAAGAUGGUGUUCCUAUUGUUGUAUUCCACGGAUAGAAUUGAAUUUAUUCAAUAUUUUUAGCAAGAAAAUGAUUGUUACCGUGUUUUAAGUACUUAGUUUACAUUCAACAGGAUAUAUAUCGUUUCUGUAAUUAAUUUUAUUUACGGGGUCAGGGAAAACUAGCUUAUUGCCGCGCAAUUCACUUUCUUUCGAUUGAUCCCAUUAUAAGUAUUGUAAUUUUAAAGAAAAACAGUUCACUUUUAUUGUUUUAUCAUCAAUUUCUAUGGUUUACAAGUAAUCAUAUUAUAAGUUAUACAUAACUUGACAAUGAGACAUUACAUCGUUUCUAACUUGUUACGUUAAGUUUGUAUGCGUCGAAUCUUGUAAAGUAAUUAACUGGAAAAUUGAAAAAAUUUGGCAAGAAUAUUUUGUUCAGCUUUGGAUAUUCAGGAUUUGCCUACUGUUCAGAGUCUCAUAAUGCAGGGUGAUGAUCCUCCUUUCCUACCAGUGGGUACGGAUGUGAGCGCAAAGUACAAAGGUGCAUUCUGUGAGGCCAAAAUUAAGAAAGUUGUGCGUAACAUUAAAUGCAAGGUGACAUUAAAAGCUGGUGGUAUUACCACUGUCAAUGAUGAUGUCAUCAAGGGCACUCUGAGGGUCGGGAGCACUGUGGAAGUUAAACAGGACCCCAAGAAAGAAGCCAUGGAAGCCGUUAUUACGAAAAUACAGGACUGUAGCCAAUACACUGUCGUAUUUGAUGAUGGCGACAUUACAACAUUACGACGUUCAGCGCUGUGCCUUAAGAGCGGGAGACAUUUUAAUGAAAGUGAAACCUUGGACCAACUGCCUCUUACACAUCCAGAACAUUUCUCUACACCAGUUAUAGCCGGGAGGAGAGGUCGGAGAGGAAGAGCGCAGUCAGAUGAAAGUGACGGUGAGGGUACUACCCCAGUGAAAGCGGAUAGUGCUGAACGUGAACCCCACGUAGGCCGUGUGGUGCUGGUGGAAGCGGCGAGCGGUGCUGAGAGACGUCGACCUCACCAGCCGGCCUUCCCAGCACUCGUGGUGGCCCCGACGGCACAGAUCAAAGUCAAAGAGGACUACCUCGUCAGAUCCUUCAAGGAUGGAAGAUACUACACGGUGCCGAAGAAGGAGGCUCGUGAAUUCCGCAAGGGCGCAGCACCCCUGGAGUGGUGCGGAGUGGAGGCGGCGCUGCAGUACUUGGCCCACGGCGACCUACCGCCUCACUGGGACCGGGACGCCCUCUUCAACGAGCCCAGGAACACCUCUGAUGAUAGCUCAGACGACGAACCGCGUGAAGAGAAGGAUCACUUUGUAGCGCAGCUGUACAAGUUCAUGGACGACCGAGGCACACCACUCAACAGGAACCCCACCAUCGCCAACAGAGACAUUGAUUUAUAUAGGCUGUUCAGAGUGGUUCAAAAACUAGGCGGCUACAACCGCGUCACGAACCAAAACCAAUGGAAGACUAUAGCAGACAAAAUGGGUUUCCACCCGGUCACCACCAGCAUCACUAACCUGUGCAAGCAGGCUUAUAAAAAGUUUCUCCAUAGCUUCGAAGAUUUCUACCGCAAGCUGGGUGUGACGCUAGUGGCUCACCCUCGCGGCGCGCGCACUCCUCCCGCCGGCCGAUCCCUCAUCAGGGACCGCGACAAACUACCGCCCUCCGCCGCCUCGCCCGCCUCGACUACUUCAUCCACACCCAGCACGCCCAGCCAGCGCAAAGACAAAGACUCGGACAAAAGCGAGACGGAAAAGAGCGAUAAGAGCGACAAGAGCGACAAGAGUGAGAAGAGUGAGAGGGAAGAUAAAGUAGAGAAACAGGAGAAGAAGGAGAAACCUCGCGCGAGCGACGAGGAUGACAGCGCGGAUAACCAGCCGCUGAUAACCACUACACCCAAAAUCGAAAAGGACAAGGAGAAAGAGAAGGAAAAAGAGAAAGAGAAAGAAAAGGAUCGAGAAAAAGAAAAAGAUAUAGAAAAGGAUAAAGAAAAAGAGAAAAGUGUACCAAGUGAAGAUAAGAGCACAGUGAAGCCCAGAUCACAAUCCAAGACGCGGAGUCUGCCGCCGGUCAAGAGCGAGUCCCACGAAAAGAGAACUACGAAGAGAAAAACUAUAUCCUCUAAAUUAGGUGAGAGCAGCGGCAAUACAUUAAGAGCCUCUCGCCGACCUCACGUGUCCACCGACAGCGACAGUUCCGGGCGAGCCUCAAGAUGUGGCCCAACAAAGAAGAUGCAAAGUCGUCGCAGUCAGAGCGCCAAUUCAGCGAGCAGCGGCAACACUAUCGCAUCAAACAGCAGCAAGAGACCCCGGAAAAGGAAGAACACUGAAUCAUCAAACAACGAACCAGCCAGAUCGGUUGGUGCCAGUGUGAAAGCUCAAGUCGGUGACAAACUUAAAGUAUACUACGGUCCCACGCAAUCUGAAUCAAAGGUAACCUAUGAGGCUAAGGUCAUAGAAAUAUCAUCUGAGGGCAUGCUCCGCGUUCACUACACGGGCUGGAACACCCGCUAUGAUGAAUGGAUCAAACCGCAGAGGAUUGCUCUGAACGUCACACAACAUGAUCAGAGAAACAAGAAGGGAACUAAUCUAAGCAGACGCUCUCGAAGCAAACGAACAGAGGUUAUGUUUUCAGAAUCAUCCGCGCGCUCCGACAGCGACACGGAUUCUGACAGCGACGAGAGCGUUAAGAGACCAUCAAAGAAAUCUGAAGACAAAUCUAUAACUAAAACACCUUCGAGAACCAAAGACACGAAAUCAAGCGACAGCAGCAGUUCCAGCAAAUCGAGGAAGAGACCGAUGAGGACUGUAUCGACUCCAGUGAUCACGUCUCCCGCCAAGAAACCAAGGAUCGGCGUCUCCAGCCAGCACCAGGGACGAGACUACGACCUGAACGAGAUAAGAUCAGAACUGAAAGGACUUCAUUCAGUGAAACAAGAAGCAGAUGACGCUGGUAAAGCUGAUAUAGCGCAGGACUCUAUAAUGAAUCCGAUAACUCAGCCGCCAGAGGUCCCCGAGAAGCAGGCGGAGGACGUCUACGAGUUCAAAGAACCGGAACCCUUCGAGCUCGAGUUGCACGACGAGAAGAAGAAGCGAACUCAUCGCAUUUUCGAUGACAUCUCGCCCAGUAAAUACACAUCCACGCUGUCGAAGUCGCUGAGCGAGGAAAUAUCUGAGGAGCCGUUGAGGGCCAGGCCGUCCUCGUUCAGAUCACCGUCCCUAUCGCCGUUUAGAGAUUUCGGGUCGAGUCGAGACGUUCCCAGCAGGCAGAGCCCGGAAGAUGAUUCCAAUAAUGCUCUUUUCUCCCUCGACGAUGAUUCUUUCCCUGGGGAAGGCAGUUCGGGGCCGAUCUUCGAAGGUUUCACCCCGGCGAAGAACCAAGAGACGUAUUCUAAGAAAAGCAAGGUGUCCAAACUUCGGCAAUUGAUUGACGACUCACCGGACAGCCCGGCCGACGACGAGCAGUCCUCAGACGAUGAACCCGAACCGGUCGUCAAGGAAGAGAGGCAGCCCAGCCCUGUCCUGAAAGUAACGGAAACAGUGAAACAGACGGAAGCGAACAAGGUGAUUAAAGAGGAAAUAAAAACUCCAGAAACAAAAAAAGAACAAGUGACAGUUGUGAAAGAAAUCCCACUAGCACAGAGUAUCCCAGAACCGCCAGGUACACCACCGCCGAAACCCAAACCAGAAGCUGCCAAACCGAAAUUGGAACUUCCAAGCCUGAUCAUAACGGCUGCCACAUCAAAAGAUAAAGAAGACAAGAAGAUUGAGAAAAUAAUAAAGGAGGAAGUAAACGAAAAAAUUGUCAAGGAAACGAUCAUGAAUAUACCGUUACCGGAACCCAAGGAGCUGCCGGAAAUAAAAGUGGAUCCUGAAUUAUCCUCAAUCAUGGAACCACCCUCGAGCCCUCUGAUAGAUACGGAGGAAGACAAGUCCGAACCAGACAGUCCGGCGAGGAUCGACGUUCUUCCUGAACCACCUCCGGGAUUCCUGCUACAAUCUGAAGGACCUAAAAUAGCCGAGAAACUACUUAAAGCCAUCAACAGCGCCAAAAGACUAUCGAUCUCGCCGCCUCCUGUGGACGACAGACCCGACACGCCCAAGAAAGAUGUUGUUAUAGAAGAUAAAAUAUCACCCAUACUUGAGAAACGGCCUCCAAGCAAACCGGAGCUAAUGAAACCCUUGAAGCUUGAUCCCGUCAAACGAUCGUCUCCGGCCGAAGCUACCGACUCUAUAUUCGGCGAGCCGUCCAACCUGACGGACUUGAAACGAGAUCUAUCAGACAUCAAGAAGAUCAAACCCAAAGAAAACACGCCGCCUCGCUUACAGAGUCCACUUAACAUAUUGGAAAGGAGGAAAAGCGUCGCCGACCUGCCGUUGAGCGCUCCCGGGAAGAAUAAGGUUCUCAGCGACACUAUACAGAAACUCUCGAGUCAAAUCAACCAGUCGGUGGCUGCGGCCAGCAUACCGCUACCGCCGUUCCCACCCGAGGAUAGAAGCGAGUCCAGCGACUCCGACGACUCCGACAGAAGGUUGAUAAUCGACAAGCUGUCGGUGGAGGAGUGGGCUGGUUCUAGUGGCGGCGGGGGCGGCAGCGGCGUCACCACCAACGUACCACUGGCGAGGACCCAGACCGCCAUGAGGGCGCUUCACGCGGGGAAGUCCCCGGGCGAGUGGAGUGCCGGCGAGUCGCUGCUUAUGCUCGAAGACGCUUGCAAAAACGAGCGGAAACACAGCGCAAGCGUGGUGGUGGCGGGUGGUACGCGGCCCUCGGGUUCCGCGUCUACCCCGGUGGUGGGCCCGGAGGAAGACAGCUGUGCCUUACUACUCUGCGAGGAGACCAUCCCGGGGUCACCCGCGCCGGACACCGAGCCUGCGCCCCCAACACGAGCCCUCCACCUACCCUUCGCCUGCACCCCUCAACACCACCCGCAGAAUACACACUCCCAUAAAGCGGAGGAGCGCCGAGGGUCGGGCGGGUCAGGGUCAAGUGGUGCUGGUGUGUCAGGAGUGUCCGGUGUGUCAGGUGUGUCGGGAGUGUCGGGAGUGUCAGGCACCGCCGGGGACGAAUGGUCCCGCCGACGAGCGCUCCUCGACAACACGCCCCCCACCACGCCGGAUAGCAGCCUCGACCUGUCGCCGAGGGAGCGACGCAUUUCGGAGACGAGUCCGUCUGACAGAAAGGAGGACGACGAAGACGCCCCGGUACAAGACCCCUGCGCCGCGGACAUCGACAAACCUCAUAGCAGUGGUCGCUGUCGCAAGGCGUCGGAGUCGUCGGGCCGCACGAGGACGAGGCGGAGACGCGACACAGACGACGCCCACGCGCCGCCGGCACUCAAAUACAACUUCUAUGUGGACCUCGAUCCGUCGUGGGAUUGUCAGACCCGUAUAAACGUUCUGUCGACGCGGCUGUCCGACCUGCGCAAGGCUUACCACUCGGUGAAGGCGGAGCUGGCGGCCAUCGACAGGCGGAGGAAGAAACUACGGCGGAAGGAACGGGAAGCCAUAAAAGCAGCCAAAGCGGCAUGUUCCUGAUGAAGAAUGCUUUAAGUCUGCUGUGCAGAUGAUCUCUGAUUAUAUCCAAUCAUAACGGACUGGGCUCAUUCGUUUUAGAAUGGGGCAAUAACUUGGAUAUCAUAGCUUCUAUUGAAGAUUUUUACAAAUGUGUUAAAAGUAUGUCAAUCUGUAGAAGAAAAGUUAUCUUAGAUACUAGAAUAAAUAAAGAUUGUCAACAAAAUAAAAAUAUAAAACCGAGAGAUUGAUACAGACAGCAAUCUGAAAUGCCUUUACUGGAAACACACGGGUGUGUGGGGGAAAUGUGUUAUGUGAGUUGUAUGAUAGUUUGUGCCUCAAGAGACGGCUAUAGUAACAAUAAUAUAACUUUGACACAGCUUUUAAUUACUUAAUGAUGCAUAGAAAUUAAUUAUAUUUAGAUUAAAUUAUGUUUCCACUAAUUCUACCAACAAUAUUAUACACACAGAGUAUGUCAUAGAACCUAAUAAAAAUAUAGUGUUUAUUUAUAUGAUAAUUAAUGCAUUUAUAAAUAGACGACGCGAUGAUUACUCUCCGAUAAAAUAAUUACUACAAUUAAAACACUUGUAAAUGAAAAAUACAUUAGAAAUUGUAAUGUGUUUUGAUUGAUAAGAUAUUGUGAGGUGAAAAAAAAAAGUUGUAGAUACAUUUGUACGUAUUGUUUGCAAACUUAGCUUAAGAGGUGUUGAAUAAAACAUUUUUUUUUUUU